GGAUCCUUUAUAUACCGUGGACCGCCAUCUUGCGCCCGAUCUCUCCUUUGUGCUUUCAGUCUGGAGGUAGAGCUUUUUUCCCUUCUCUCUUUGUCGACGCUAGUUUGAGCUGACUUUAGAACUUUCAUCAUGAAGAUCUUCAGGGACGUUAUCUCUGGCGAUGAGCUAUUCAGCGAUACUUUCCCAAUGAAAUUGGUGGACGAUCUCUAUUACGAGGUCGAGGGAAAGACUGUCACCGAAAGCAGUGAGUUGGAUGAUUCCCUCUUCGGUGGUAAUGCCUCUGCUGAGGGUGCUGAUGAGGGUGCUGGUGCUGAUGGAACCGUUGCUUCUACUGGAAUCAACGUUGUGAUGUCUCACCGUCUUUCUGAGACUGUCUUCACGAAGAAGUCCUAUCAGCUGCAUAUUAAGGAAUACAUGAAGGCCAUCAAGGCACACCUGGCUACUGAGACCCCAGCCCGUGUUGACACGUUCGUCAAGGGCAUGCCUGCCGUUAUCAAGAAGUUCUUGGGCCAGUUCGACAACUUCCAGUUCUUUAAUGGCGAGUCAAUGAACCCCGACGGCAUGGCCAUCCUGAUGAACUACCGUGAGGAUGGUAUCACCCCAUUCUUCGUCUUCUUCAAGGAUGGUUUGGUCGAGGAGAAAUGCUAAAACCAAGAUUCUACCGACAUCUGCCAUUAUACUGCAGCAACGUACACGUGCAACAUCACUGCGCCAGGUUAUGCUGCCUGCUAGUCGAUUUUAUCAUUGCGUUGGUCACUAAGCACGGACACGCGCACGCUGCAGCAGCGAGUGUGUAUGUGCCUAUAUACUCGCCGUUGCAACAACAACCGCCACUCUGCUCUUGCUGCUGUCUUUCUGACGUGCCCUGCGCGUCGUCCCCAAUGCCCAUCGCCCUAUGGGAUCGCUGCUAGAUCACUGACUUGUUUGGUGACUGCAGCUUUGAGGAGAGACUCCCAGUGUACAUGUUACAUCUGUACUUGAUUUUUUUAAACUCUGCUGCUCUGGUGGUUGUUUGUCCUGAAAGUGUGCUGCUGCUGCUGUGCACCUUCCCCAAGUGAUAUUCGACAACAAGCAUUAUUAUUCUCUGCGCUGCUACUGUGUACGAGCUCUUUCAUACUGACUGUACACACCUCCAUCAGAUCUGACACUCGGUAUUUUCCAUCGACAACUCAA
Sycon ciliatum is the source of this 1173-nucleotide messenger RNA. RefSeq names its product translationally-controlled tumor protein homolog. Bases 130 to 648 code for a protein of 172 amino acids. The transcript is spliced from 4 exons. Lineage: Eukaryota; Metazoa; Porifera; Calcarea; Leucosolenida; Sycettidae. Gene Ontology annotation, molecular function: calcium ion binding. The record is from RefSeq and is a predicted model, not a curated record. Gene Ontology annotation, cellular component: cytoplasm.